Neoarius graeffei (lesser salmon catfish) is the source of this 1866-nucleotide messenger RNA. RefSeq names its product complement component 8, alpha polypeptide (gene c8a). NCBI's taxonomy places the organism in Eukaryota, Metazoa, Chordata, Actinopteri, Siluriformes, Ariidae. Gene Ontology annotation, molecular function: protein binding. The record is from RefSeq and is a predicted model, not a curated record. Bases 1 to 1794 code for a protein of 597 amino acids. The transcript has 11 exons. Gene Ontology annotation, cellular component: membrane attack complex. Gene Ontology annotation, biological process: immune response.
AUGAGAAAGUUUUUGUCUACUUCUGGGUCUUGUGUUGUUUUGUUUCUUCUUUGUCUCAGCCAGUUUGCUGGGUCUGCCGGUUUCUUCUGGAGGUCUUCUCAUAACAGGACUAAAGUCUUUUCCAGAACAGCUCGAGAUGCUGACUCACUCAUUCCUAUAGACUGUAAGCUGAAAAGCUGGACGCCAUGGGUACCAUGCAACUCCUGCACAGACAAAACGGUGCGUUUUCAGUAUGUGGAGCGGCACUCACAGUACGGAGGUGCGAGUUGCGUGCAAAGCCAGUGGGAUGAGAAACUGUGUCCGGAGGAGGGUGAGUGCGACCCUCAGGAUGAGUGUGGAGACUUGUAUACCUGCCCUGAAACAGGCCGGUGCAUUGGUCAGCAGCUUCUCUGCAAUGGUGAUUUGGAUUGCCAGUUAGGCAGUGAUGAAGACACCUGCGAGGAAGUGAAAAGCCAAGAAACCAAGUGUGUCAGCUUGCUCCCCAUCCCGGGAACACGGAAGGCCACACAGGGCUAUAAUGCUCUGUCAAACGGUUUUGUGAACCCUGUUCUGGACCCUAAAUACUUUGGAGGUGUAUGUGAGUACAUCUACAAUGGAGAAUGGAGGGCACUGACAUAUGACGCCUUCUGUGAACAACUCCACUAUAGUGAAGAUGAGAAAUAUUUCAGGAAGCCGUACAACUUCUUAUCAUAUCAAUUGGUGGCACAUUCUCUGAGCCAGGGAUCAGCAGAAACAUACAACGAUGCUGCAGACUUAUUAAGCGCUCGGAGAACAGAGGAGUCAUCCAACUUUGGUGUGAGUGGUGGCAUUGUAUACGUGGAAGUAGGACUGUCUAUAAGUCAAGAAGAGAUCCUGCUGAAAAACAUAUCACAGUACAACAAUAAGAAAGUAGAGUUUGUUCGGCUGCUCUCGACAGUAGAAACGGCGCACUUUAAGCUGAGGAGUCGGGGUCUGGUGCUGGACGAGGACAUGCUGCAGUCACUCAUGGAGCUGCCUGAGCAAUACGACUUUGGUGCUUACUCACGCUUCAUCAGUGAAUACGGCACUCAUUAUGUAACACAAGGUGUCUUGGGAGGCGUUCUGGAUUACAUCUUGGUGAUCAACAAAGAGGUCAGGGAAAGACGGGAGCUGACGUCUCAAGAUGUACGCACCUGUUUUGGCAUUUCUCUGGGCAUUACGAGCACCUUCAGUGAGGAAGUUAGUGCCAAGCUCACAGCACAACACGAGUCCUGUAAGAAAACAGGAAAACUCGAGAGAGAAUAUGAAAAAAAAGAUGAUCUGAUCAUGGAUGUAAUCGGCUUUGUGAAAGGAGGCAUCACAGGCCCCACCGCCGCUCAGUUAGCCAUCCGCAACGCAGAGAGUUACAGAGCUUGGGGCAAAUCGCUCAAAUACAAUCCAGACCUCAUUAAGUUUGAGAGUUUGCCCAUCUACGAGCUGGUGCGUUUCAGCACAGCAGCGGCUCAGGCUCGCACCAGGCUGCCAUUCCUGAAACAGGCAUGGGUGGAGUAUAUACAGGAGUUCAACCCAUGCCACUGUGCCCCCUGCAGGAACAACGGCGUGCCUGUGCUGACGCGUACGUCCUGCAGCUGCCUCUGCAAGUCAGGAUACUACGGCCUCGCCUGUGAGAAGACUGAACGCAAACCUGGUCCUAUUCAUGGCUCCUGGAGCUGCUGGAGUCCCUGGUCUUCCUGUGUGUCUGGAACAAAGACACGAAGACGAGAGUGUAACAACCCUGCACCUCAAAACAACGGCUUCCCGUGUAGAGGAAACUCAGUGCAGACAAAACACUGCUGAAAGGAAUGUUUUCCUGCAAUAAUUUGGCUAAAAUGUAUUCUGUAGAAAGGUUUUCAUGCUUGGAGAAUAGAA